This is a messenger RNA of Pecten maximus, 2880 nucleotides long. RefSeq names its product cholecystokinin receptor type A-like. Gene Ontology annotation, molecular function: neuropeptide receptor activity; gastrin receptor activity. The transcript is spliced from 3 exons. Lineage: Eukaryota; Metazoa; Mollusca; Bivalvia; Pectinida; Pectinidae. The coding region runs from base 350 to 1762 and encodes 470 amino acids. Gene Ontology annotation, biological process: neuropeptide signaling pathway. Gene Ontology annotation, cellular component: membrane. The record is from RefSeq and is a predicted model, not a curated record.
UGCUACAGACAGCUAUAUAUGCAUAAUCGAUACCGCCGUCGCGUUCUCGUGUGAUAGUGCGCGUGAGUUUGAAGCGCUGAUAUUUGAGAGAGCACACUCGCCAAUUCGCCAGUAGCUCCGGAAUACCGCGAAGGGAACACGUGGUUUACGGCAGAACUUUUCAUCGAGAAAAAAAGUGUAUUCUAAUAUUCUGCCCAACUUGGAAAUCCGCUUAAGUUACUUUGGAGCAUUGUGUUUGCUACGCUUGUGCUAAUUGGAAAUAUUUUGAAUUGAUUAUCGAAUCUUCGGGAACGUAAUAAAAUAUGAGCUGUGAAUAAACCCAAAAUAAGUAAUUAAACACCACACUAGCAUGGCGACGGACACGGGUAAUAUUAGUGAUAUGUUAAGUGACGCACCCGUCCCGUCAGUAAAGAUAAACGAAAUGGCUUUAUGGAAUGCUUCAAAUACUUUUGAUAACAUUUCUGGUUGGGAGAAUUCUACCAUUAAUGGAAGUUUUUCCAAUAUUACCGUCGAUCCGGUCUUGCAGAAGUUUCUUCCAUGGUCCCCGCCUGCCCUAAGCUGGUUAUGGAUACUGCUAAUUCCUUUGUACAUUCAGAUAUUCAUUCUUGCUGUUCUUGGAAACGCCUUGGUUAUUUUGACCUUGAUACAAAACAAACGUAUGCGGACAGUCACCAACGUAUUCUUGUUAAAUCUGUCCGUGAGUGAUCUUCUCCUGGCCGUCUUCUGUAUGCCAUUCACCAUUGUACCAAUGAUGCUCAAGAAUUUCAUCUUCGGGGAGACCAUGUGUUUCCUCAUCCGCUACUUGCAAGGUGUAUCUGUAGCUACUAGCUGCUUCACGUUGGUCGCCAUUGCUUUGGAGAGGUACUUUGCGAUUUGUCGGCCUCUACACUCCCGGAAAUGGCAGACAUUAUCCCACUCUUACAAGACAAUCGCAGUCUGCUGGGCGCUCUCCUUCGUCGUCAUGAUCCCGAUUCCCGUUUACACGGAGUUCCGACACCUGAAACGAGGCAAUAACAUGUGCAUUGAGAGAUGGGGAAACGAGGAAUGGAAAAGAGCGUACACCAUCAUAAUUGACCUUGUUCUGCUUAUACUUCCGGUUAUUAUCAUGUCUAGUGCAUACGGGAUGAUUGCCAUGACGCUCUGGGUGGGGAUGAAACGGGACGCCCAAAGUGAAAAAGAAGCCAUGAACGGCCACUCGAGUGCCCGUGAGGAGACUACGGGGUUUAUGAAGGAUGAUGACCUUUCACCCGUCACAGAAGGAUUUAGCAGUAAGACUGUCGCACCAGCAGAGUCGUACGGCAACCGAUCCAAGUCAAAGAGGCGGUUCGAUUUACAACGGGGCAUGCGUCAGUCUAACAGCGAGAAAAGCCGUGCUGCAAAGCGACGCGUCAUCAAGAUGUUGUUUGCGGUUGUUUACGAGUUUUUCUUAUGUUGGACUCCAUUAUAUGUAAUUCAGAGCUGGAUCAUUCUUGACGAGGAACAUGCAUUGAAGCAUAUCUCAAUGACACUUUUAGCAUUUAUUAAUUUAAUUGCUUAUAUCUCCUCAUGUUGUAAUCCAAUUACGUACUGUUUUAUGAACAGGAACUUCCGGCAAGGAUUUUUGUCUGUUUUUCGGUGUGUUCGUAACAAAAGAUGGAAGCGCGGUAAAAGUGACAUGUCAUAUUCUGGGAAUUAUCCUUCAAUGUCUCGGACGGCAAUCAGCACUGUUCCAUCUUAUGACAAAAUACACGACUCAUCAGACAAACCGUCUGAUGACAUGUAAACUAUUUCUUUUCUCAAACAGGAUGAUGUAAAUAGAAAACCUACAAAAUGGCUUACGUAACAAAUAUACCUUCAGAUGGUAUGUCAUGAUUCAUUUACCAUUUACUAUCCGUAAUUGCCGUUUUUUCGUAAAUAUUCCGGACUAAGAAUUUGGCUUUGCACUGUAAUGAUCAAUUGUUGAUUAAUGUUCUAUGUUCAAAGAUACAUUGACUGUGCAUAGAGAAGGACUAGUGGAAAACUACGUUCCAUUAUCAUUAAUACCGAGAUGUAUCCUUAUUUUGUUGUUUUCCAUGUACUUGCACUUUAUAAUGUUUCAGGUUAUUUAUCAUUAUAUCUAAAUCGUGAACUUGUUUCUUGACACAUCGUUAAAAUAUUGUUUAACAUGUAAUUAAUCAUUAUAUUGUUAUGGUCAUGGUAUUUCCUUAUUUCAACUUGUUUCCUAGGAAUUAAUCAACAUAUGUUUCUACGUAAUUCAUCGUGAAUUUGUUUCCUAGAAAAUUCAUCAUCGUAUUGUUCCGUAGGUAGUUUAUCAUUACAGUGGUUUUCUCUUUUGAUGACACAUACAUGUAUGCAUGAUGUCGAUAUGCUCAUGAAGUAUAAAAUCACUUUUUCAGGAAAAUUCAUUAAACGAAAAGAUAAAAUUCAGCGGUUGUAUUUAAUACUUGCACGGGUAGGAUGCAAUUCAAUUAAGAUUGCUGAAGCGCAUCAAUGAUAAGCAAACUUUGAUGCAGAAUACAGUUUCUAAUAAUUUUGUUCAAAACAAAGGGGAAAUGAUCAUAUAAUCGUGAAGAUAGUAGUGGCGUUUUUUUUGACAAAUGGCGGUUAAACUGACAGUUGUUUUCUGAUAGCAUAACGUCGAUGAAUUGCAUUCAGACGAAAUGACCUUCGUAUUGGAAGAAAAAGGAUAUGCAGGCAAUAGAUAAAUGUCAAUGAUGUCACCGUCAUAUACUUUUUCCUUGCAGGUUUUGUUUUGCGAAGAUGAAUUGCAUGCAUUUGAAAGACAAAUAGUUUUGUUGAUAUAACAUAUCUAGGCGCAUUCCAGGAAAGAUUUCCUGUAUUUUUAUUCUCCUUUGUCAUUGUUUACAUUAACUCUCCUAUUUUAGAUAAAUAAAAUGAUAC